Molecule: messenger RNA, 618 nt
Organism: Symbiodinium necroappetens
Lineage: Eukaryota; Dinophyceae; Suessiales; Symbiodiniaceae
Source: the annotation of a GenBank genome assembly
AUGGGAUUGGGCUGCUCGGUGGACGUGGCGCGAGCGGCCGUUUGCGAGUCCUGCAACUGCGUUGACGACUCCUUCGAGGUCGGAAGCCGCGUCUGGGCGCAAGGUUGCUUCAGCCGGUCCUCUCUGGACAGCCGGGAUGAGGGUGUCUUCGAUCAUCCGCAUCCACUCCUGUGCCGAAGCCAUGAGGAUGACACCCCGCGUGGUCCGACUCCUCCUUGGGCCGUACACAACACUGAGUGCGAGCCUGUGGACAAGACCUCCACCGGCGCCACGCCACCCAGGAUGCUGGUCGCAAUUCGCUGCUCGCCCCCCGGGCUGCCUGAGGAGCUGGAUCAGAGUCACAAUCAGCCUGGGCUGCUAGUCGCCUUGGGCGCUGGUUUUUGUCGUGACCUGUUUCGUGCUGCCCGAACUGGAAAUGAUGAAUUGCUGGAGAAGCUGAUCAAGAACGCCUACACGAGCUGUGUGAGACGCGGUGGCAGUGGCGACUUGGAUGACGGGACUGCCGAGGACACUGACACUGCUGUCCGGUUCCGGGACUGUCGUCCCCGGCCUGACGCGAGAAUGUGCGAUGCUGUAGCCAGCAUGUCCGGGACAGUUCCGGGACACAUUCUGCCAAAC